Molecule: messenger RNA, 4822 nt
Organism: Phascolarctos cinereus (koala)
Lineage: Eukaryota; Metazoa; Chordata; Mammalia; Diprotodontia; Phascolarctidae
Gene: CLCN7
Product: chloride voltage-gated channel 7
Biological process (GO): chloride transport; transmembrane transport
Cellular component (GO): lysosomal membrane; intracellular membrane-bounded organelle
Molecular function (GO): chloride:proton antiporter activity
Source: RefSeq, a predicted model, not a curated record
CCUGCCGGGUCAUGUGAACAAACAGCUGCUGGAGUAGGUCCCUGUUUCCCGGCUCUGCUGGCCGUCAGCUUCCCUGGGCCGCUUCGGGGCCGCUGAUUUCAGCCCCGGCAUGGCCAACGUCUCCAAAAAGGUGUCAUGGUCGGGGCGCGACCACGACGAGGCGGAGGCCACGGUGCCUCGGAGGCCGCAGCCGCCGCUCACGGAGCUGCAUGGGGAGAGCACACCGCUGCUGAACGGGGCCGGGCCGGCGGCAGCACAGCAGCCCUCCCAUUCAGCAUUUUUCCGCAUCGGUCACCUGAGCAACGUAGAGCUGGACGAUGAACUACUUGAUUCGGAGAUGGAUGCACCUCAUCAUUUCCCCCGGGAGAUUCCACAUAAUGAGAAACUCCUGUCUCUGAAGUAUGAGAGUUUGGAUUAUGACAAUAGUGAAAACCAGUUGUUCCUGGAAGAAGAGAGGAGAAUAAACCACACAGCUUUUCGGACAGUAGAGAUCAAACGCUGGGUCAUCUGUGCCAUGAUUGGGAUUCUGACUGGCUUAGUUGCAUGCUUCAUUGACAUCGUAGUGGAGAACUUGGCAGGACUGAAAUACCGAGUAGUAAAAGACAAUAUUGACAAGUUUACAGAAAAGGGGGGAUUGUCUUUCUCCCUGUUACUCUGGGCAACACUGAAUUCGGCCUUUGUGAUCGUCGGCUCCGUGAUUGUUGCCUUUAUAGAGCCUGUCGCUGCUGGCAGUGGAAUUCCCCAGAUUAAAUGCUUCCUCAAUGGUGUCAAGAUUCCCCAUGUGGUUCGACUCAAGACACUGGUGAUUAAAGUGUGUGGUGUGAUUUUAUCUGUGGUUGGAGGACUGGCUGUUGGAAAGGAAGGGCCAAUGAUUCACUCUGGAGCUGUUAUAGCAGCUGGUAUUUCUCAAGGAAGAUCAACCUCUUUGAAGAAAGACUUCAAGAUCUUUGAAUACUUCCGAAGAGACACAGAGAAGCGAGACUUUGUUUCAGCGGGAGCAGCGGCUGGUGUCUCGGCUGCUUUUGGAGCCCCUGUAGGGGGCGUCCUGUUCAGCUUGGAAGAAGGUGCUUCCUUCUGGAAUCAGUUCCUGACAUGGAGAAUUUUCUUUGCCUCCAUGAUUUCCACAUUCACCCUGAAUUUUGUUCUAAGUAUUUACCAUGGAAACAUGUGGGAUCUCUCUAGCCCUGGUCUCAUCAAUUUUGGAAGAUUUGACACUGAGAAAAUGGCAUACACAAUCCAUGAGAUCCCCAUCUUCAUUGCCAUGGGUGUAGUGGGUGGUAUUCUUGGAGCAGUGUUCAAUGCCUUGAAUUAUUGGCUGACAAUGUUUCGCAUGAGGUACAUUCACCGCCCUUGCCUCCAGGUGAUUGAAGCCAUGCUUGUGGCUGCAGUCACUGCCACAGUUGCAUUUGUACUGAUUUACUCAUCUCGGGAUUGCCAGCCACUUCAAGGGAAUUCCAUGUCUUACCCACUUCAGCUGUUCUGUGCAGAUGGAGAAUAUAAUUCGAUGGCUGCAGCCUUCUUCAACACCCCGGAGAAAAGUGUUGUCAGCCUUUUUCAUGACCCCCCAGGUUCCUACAACCCCAUGACCCUAGGACUAUUCACUCUGGUCUAUUUCCUGCUGGCGUGUUGGACCUAUGGGCUCACUGUGUCUGCUGGAGUCUUCAUUCCAUCCCUCCUCAUUGGUGCUGCCUGGGGAAGACUCUUUGGCAUAUCACUGUCCUACCUUACCAGUGCUGCAAUAUGGGCCGACCCUGGCAAGUAUGCCCUGAUGGGGGCUGCUGCCCAGCUUGGUGGCAUUGUGAGAAUGACUCUGAGUCUGACUGUCAUCAUGAUGGAGGCUACGAGCAACGUGACUUAUGGUUUCCCCAUCAUGUUGGUUUUGAUGACAGCAAAAAUUGUUGGAGACUUCUUUAUUGAGGGUCUUUAUGACAUGCAUAUCCAGCUGCAGAGUGUCCCCUUCCUCCACUGGGAAGCUCCAGUUACUUCUCACUCACUCACUGCCAGAGAGGUGAUGAGUACACCAGUUACCUGUCUACGGAGAAGAGAGAAAGUUGGGGUUAUAGUGGACGUCCUCAGUGACACUUCCUCGAAUCACAAUGGCUUCCCAGUGGUGGAGUACUCUGACGAUGGCCAGCCGGCAAGAUUACAGGGCUUGAUCCUGCGUUCCCAGUUGAUUGUCCUCUUGAAGCAUAAGGUGUUUGUGGAGAGGGCUAGUCUGAACCUGGUCCAGAGGAGACUGAAACUGAAGGACUUUCGAGAUGCCUACCCCCGCUUCCCACCCAUCCAGUCAAUUCACGUGUCUCAGGAUGAGCGAGAAUGCAUGAUGGACCUCACAGAGUUCAUGAACCCCUCCCCAUACACAGUGCCUCAGGAGGCAUCACUUCCGAGAGUGUUCAAGCUUUUCCGAGCACUGGGACUCAGGCAUUUGGUGGUGGUAGAUAAUCAUAAUCAGGUGGUUGGGAUGGUGACGAGAAAAGACCUUGCAAGAUACCGAUUAGGAAAAGGAGGGUUGGAAGAGCUCUCCUUGGCUCAGACGUGAGGGGCUUCGCGUCAUGUCUCUCUGCAGGGCAAGUGUUACUGACCACUGGAAACCCUCUGCCUCCUCGUGUUCCUUAGCCCUCUCAUCUGAGGCCUUGUUUCUCUGGAGGCCACGGAAGUGAAAAAUCCUCCCAGGCUUCCAAGCUGCCUCCCCAAGCGCAAACCUGGCUGCUCCAGGUUCCAGUUCAGUGUUUUAAUUUGACAUGCAUUGUGGGUAGAUUUGUUUACAUUUUAAUAAUUUUGUCUCGGGUUUGUUAUCAUUGGAUUCCAUUUUUAUUCUAUCCUUUUAUGUUUCUUUACCUGAAAGGAUCAAAUGAGUUUAACUUUCCUUUCUAGUUGUACUCCUUGUCUGAGAGCAAGUAGGUGAGGGAGCUUGUGUCUGUGUAUACACAUGUAGAGAGGAUGUGGAGGCCAGUCCUGCUGCACCGAGCUGAAUCCCAGAGUCUGUUACACCUGCUGUGUUCCGCUCCCGCUGACCCCGCUGUGGCCACACUGGCCGAACUUGGCUUAUUUGUUUUGCACAGUCCAACACGAUGCUCAGGAAUCUCUCUGGGGAUUUCCUGAAAGAGCCCUGAGACUGCAGUAGAUGUUUCACCUUCUCCCCCCGUUACAUUCCGCAUAACUGGCCUGUGCCUCCCCUGUCUCGGCAUGGCUUGAGGAGGCCUGUAGCAUUGGUGCCUGACUGUCCUGUCUCCAGAGCAGUGGUUGUGUUUGUAUUGGACCAGGGGAAGAGAAGUGGCCUGAGGACUAGGAAAGCCCCACACGCUGACCGACCUAAGUUUUUCCUGGAACUGGGCUUAUGAAAAACCUUGCCUACCCUCCAGAGAGCAGCUCACAGUGUUAGUACUACCCAUGAAAUCCCCUUCCUUUCAGCACUGGCUCCUUGUGGGCUGAGGGGACCUCGAAUCUGUUAUCUCUUUCCUCCAAGGACAGACUUCAGAGCCAAACAAGUCUGGUUGUGGCAACAGAGGAAAUGUGAGAUGUGGCCCAUCCUUACUGAGGCGGCUUGUGAUUGUGGGCAACAUGAGACGGAUGGGUAAUCUGCUGUGGCUCUGUCCCCCUGGUCUGAGGUCAGGUCGGCUGGCCUUGUCCCACCUGACUUCUCAGAGCAUCCUUGCUGUGGCGUCGUGGAAUCUGGAAGCUGCUUCCUGGUGGUGGUUGUGACGCCUCCUGUCAUCCCAUGUUGGUGGUUGUGGCAUCACUCCCUCCUCCCUGAAUCUUGGCCAUUCAGUCAGAAACACUUCUUUUAAGCACGCUUUCUUAGGGGUUUGGCACACGCUGUAUUUAUGUCCGUGAAAGGUAUUUAUGUGAUGAAUCCUUCAGGUAUUAGCAUAUGACUCUUGUUAAUGUGCUUCUACGUGUUUUCCCCAUCGAUUAGAGCUGGUUACAAAUGCAAAGCCUACUUUGUCCUGCAGAUGCUUGCUGUGAGUUACGCUGAGCUUUUUAAAAGCAGGACCGGAGAGGCCCUUGCCGGGCGGCCUCUCUUUGGUUCCCUCAGUCAUUGUUCAUGCCGUGCCCUUGACAGCACUGUAGGGCAUGGGGCCUGUGGCUCAUCGUAAGGGGACAUGCUCUGUCAUAGGUUUUAAUAACUGGCCAGGGCUCCCGGGGGGAGGGAGGGCGCUUCUUACAGGUAUCUGGUCAGUAAUUCCUUCAUUAAUAGGUAAAGACCAGCUCUGCCCAUAACAUGUUGGGUAGCAUGCUAUUUCUGUGACCCCAGGUUCUGUCUACCUGCCCUCCAACCACUACUCAUUGGCCUUGGUGUGUAUUCUUACCACUGUGGUCCAGACCCGGCUGGCCACCUCUCUGCAGCCUUCCCCACUGCCACAGCCUCCCGGGGCUGACUCUCUUCCCCAUCUUCACUCUCAUGUGUGUUGCUGUUUUUCUGUACUCGGGGAGAGAGGCCUGCUUUGAUGAAGACUAGGUUUGGGGGUUCGUUCUGUCACUGACUCCUGCACAGAUUAGUUCUUCGGGUAGUCCUUUUAAAAACAUUUUAAGUGUUCCCAUGGCCAUGCUCCUUCUGUUUGCUGUGGGAAGCAGCACACUUUGGUUUGUGGUUUUUAUAGUUUGGGCAAAUGUUGCAGUUUGAUUUUAUCUCUGUUGAAACUAGUGGUGGCUUUAAUGAAUGAAGAGUAGGGGAUUGUGGGCUUUGCGCCUCCCUGGAAAGCAUAUCACUGCAGCCCUUUAAAGUCUCACCCAGAUCAUGUGCCAAGAAGGAAGUGGGAAGCCUGGAGGUGGGCAGGGGUCAGAAUAUGUAUGAAUAAAGAAAUAAAGGGAUUGAAGUCAA